UGUCAGAAACUCCCAACCCAAAUUCAAACCGGUGUGUACGCGCUCUGCGCAUGCUCAAACCGAGGAGGCCGCUCCACAUCUGUUCACCGCGCGCUGGAAUCGCCAUAACUUGAACUGGGGAAACGGUACAGGGCUCGCGGAGUGCCUGUAGCAGGGUGAAUCAGAAUGGGAGACAACAAGCCGAUUUGGGAACAAAUAGGAUCCAGCUUUGUACAACAUUACUAUCAGCUGUUUGACAAUGACAGGACUCAACUUGGAUCAAUAUAUAUUGAUGCAUCAUGCCUUACGUGGGAGGGUCAGCAAUUCCAGGGAAAAGCGGCAAUUGUCGAAAAGCUCUCUAGCUUGCCCUUCACAAAAAUAGCCCACAGCAUAACAGCACAAGACCACCAGCCCACACCUGAUAGCUGCAUAUUGAGUAUGGUAGUAGGCCAACUUAAAGCAGAUGAUGACCCCAUCAUGGGAUUCCAUCAGAGCUUCAUCCUGAAGAACAUUAAUGAGGCGUGGGUUUGCACCAAUGACAUGUUCCGCCUCGCGCUGCACAAUUUUGGCUAAACACCCCAUGGCUAGCAGGAGGGAAGCUGGGCAAGGUGGAGGAUGGGGUUUUACUCUUGUAACACCUGAACCUGUCAACUGGCCCUUAAUUCAUCACACUCAAAAGAAGUGGCACCGGAUUACAGCAGUCGAUCACAGACAACAUUGCAGGCAUAUACAGUACUGCCUCUACUCCAGAAAUGACAUUUUUUGAAAGCCCACACAUCCAUCAAACUGACCCUUUUUCCUUCGCCAACCUGCAUGAUGAUGGGGAGCUUAUGUAUCAGAAGACGCCCUGAUCAGGACAAAUACAUAUUAACCUAACCUUGGUUGUUUGAUAUUUACAUUUUAGUUGCUGAUUUUGACUUUGAAAUAACAACUGUCUUACAGUAUUUCUUUGAUUCAGUACAAAGUGUGUUAUCAGCUUGUUUUUAGAAUAUGCUCCUGAAAGUUUAAAUCUUACUUUGCCCCUCUUGAAAAUUGGAAUCUUCAUUCAAUGUGAUGUCAGGUUGCUCUAGCUAUCCAAAGAAUACAACCCUAAUUUCCCCCCUCCCCUCAGACCAAUGUGCUUCCCACUUUAUGUUUACUACUCUCUGUGACAAUAAUUACCAAGCCACGAUACACAAUAAAAAGUUUUGAUUUUUUUCUUAAUGUCAUCAUCCCCCUGUCUCGUUUUGCGUCUGCCUAUUACCUUUUCUGUGCUUGCCUGUUCAUACUUUUGAUGCAUCAUAUUAGAUAUAUCUAUAAAUCAUUUCCAGGUUACAAAACCAUUUUUGCAGAAAUCAGUUUAGCUUGUUUGUUAAGAUUUAACUACAUAGUGUUUGCUUAUCUGGUAGAACAGGGCUAUGAUGAGCAGUUAAACAAUGUUGCAAGUUUUUCCAUGUGUAGAGUAACCCUACACAUGGCAGAAUUAUCAAUAAAUGCUUUUGUAGAAAAGAUUAUAUGCAUAGGUAAAAACUGAUACACUCUGGUGAUGCCACAUCAAUACAGCAAGUUAAGAUUUAAUUUAUAUAUAUGCAUAUUUGUUUUUUGAAAGAGAAGUUUUUUUUUUCUUCUUCUUUUGUAAACGGGUUCCAUUUGCCCUUGAUAAAAAUCUUAGUAAUGUGAUGUGGGAAAUUAUAUUACUAAGUUUAUACUAAUGUAUUGAGUUUAUAGUGUGGCCAAAGCAGUUGAUGUUUUGCUACUUUCUCUUCUCUACUGAUCUCAAUAGCUUAUAUUUUGGCACUACCAGUACAGGAAGGAAUGAUAAAAUUAAAGGCUUAUAAAGCCUGAAGCGUGAACUUAAAAAUAAUGGUUUGUGGGAAUAAGACAUAACUAGCUCUUCAUUUUUCACAAGAAGUUUACAGUAAAGGACUAAUUGUCAGUGAUUAGAAUUCGAAAAUCCUCUUCACAAAAUAUUGAAGGCCUUUGUGACAAGUGAUGGUACGGAUAUUUUGAAAAGAUCCCCCCUGCAUUGGAGCUUUGCACUGAAAUAUCCAGAGAGAACUGGAAGAAUUUAAUGAAAUACUUAUAUACAUUUUUGACUUGAUUUCCCUACCCAAAACAACAGUAAUACAAUGUGAAUACGUCAAAAGAGACCACUUCAGUUGCCUACAUGUGGAAAUA
Messenger RNA from Xyrauchen texanus (razorback sucker), 2136 nucleotides. Its product is annotated as nuclear transport factor 2. The transcript has 5 exons. Gene Ontology annotation, biological process: protein import into nucleus. Gene Ontology annotation, cellular component: nuclear pore central transport channel. The coding region runs from base 166 to 552 and encodes 128 amino acids. Lineage: Eukaryota; Metazoa; Chordata; Actinopteri; Cypriniformes; Catostomidae. The record is from RefSeq and is a predicted model, not a curated record.